Adineta steineri is the source of this 714-nucleotide messenger RNA. Lineage: Eukaryota; Metazoa; Rotifera; Eurotatoria; Adinetida; Adinetidae. The record is from the annotation of a GenBank genome assembly.
AUGGGAAAAACUUCAGCAUUAGUUUUCGAUCGAUCUUUACUAAUUUUACCAUUCACCGCUACUCUAACUGUGAUCAUAACCGUAGUGAUAUGUUACUUAAAGUUUAUACGAAGUCCACAACGAGGAAUAAUGCUUGAAACGUACCCUUCAUCUGAUUUUUAUUUCUUCGUUGGAAUGGUUAUCUUAUUUCCUCAAAUAUUAGUAAUUAUCAUUGGUCGAUUUCGAUCACUAUUAGAAAAUCAAUCAAUUAUUAAUCGGAUUAUUUUAUAUGUUAUUCAUAUCAUUGUUGCUAUUCCCUUGGUUGGAGCUCUUAUUAUAGCCGGUGCACACAACAUUAGUGGUCAUGCUGAUUCGUACGUGUUCAUUUUAGUUGGACUACUUAUAUCUCUUUACUUCUAUUGUAUUCUUCAUACUAUUUAUGUCCUCUAUCUCUAUAUACGUGAAAGGAAUGCUUUUCAAUGGUCAAAAAUCAUGGGACCAUUAUGGUUUCUUGUUUGUAUUCUAUCAAUUAUUCCCUGUAAUAUCGUUCGGAAUAAAUAUAAUAUCAAUCUUCCACCAUAUAUCCUAUUCAUUUUUCCUGUUUUAUAUUGCUUAGGUUUCGUAUAUCCAUUUUGGUUACGAGCUAAAACAAGAAAUAGAUCUUCCGUUGUACUUGGACCAUUAAAGUUCUUAAAUGAUCCCGACCAAGAAACAUUAGUUGAUUUUCCUAUCUAG